CCCAUGAGUGUCGCAAACAGAGACGCACGCAGUGAUCACAGUGACACAUUCUUCCGAGAAUAACCACAAAGACCAGCCUAAGAUGGAUGAAAUAGAUGCCAUGUUCUCUAAUCUCCUGGGGGAGAUGGACCUCUUAACACAAAGUUUAGAGGUGGAAUCCAUCACUCCAGCAAGUGCACCCAGCAUGGAAAGUUUAGAAAGAGAGGAAAACUUUUUGUUCAACAAUCUGAAUGCAUCCCUUAAUGAGCUGGAGGACAAAGACUUGGAUGCGCUAAUGUCAGAGCUCGCAGGCGAUAUUGAUGAGAUCCCUGCCCACUUGCCACCACCCCCGCAGGAAUUUACCAGGAGUCCAAGCCCAACACCCUUAAACAGCAAAGUCACCGAUGCCAUUCCUCCCACUCUCACACCUCAGGCACAAUCCCUGCCUCCUGCACAACCUUCCAAACCGAUGUCACAGGAAGAUCUGGAAGCUCAGGCUAAAGCUGACAAAAUCAAGCUCGCUUUGGAAAAGCUGAAGGAGGCCAAAGUGAAGAAGCUGGUUGUCAAGGUGCUCAUGAACGAUGGCAGCUCCAAAACCCUCAUGGUGGAUGAGCGGCAGACGGUCCGUGAUGUGCUGGACAGUCUCUUUGAAAAGACGUACUGCGAUAGUAAUGUGGAUUGGUGCCUCUACGAAAGCAACCCCAGCCUGCAGAUUGAGCGGAUACUGGAAGAUCACGAAUUUCUCGUGGAGCCUCUGUCCGCAUGGACACGAGACAGUGAAAACAAAAUUCAGUUCCUUGAGAGAAAGGACAAGUAUGCAGUUUUCAAAAACCCUGAGACCUUCUACCUUUGGAAGAAGGACAAGGACUUUUUGCAGAAUGUGAGAGAAAAAGACAAAGAAAACCUUAUUGAAGAGAACUUCUGUGGGGCCUCAGUCAUUGUUCCUGACCUUGAGGGAAUCCUGUAUCUGAAAGAAGAUGGAAAGAAGUCCUGGAGACGGCGCUACUUUCUUCUCCGAGCAUCGGGGAUUUAUUAUGUCCCCAAAGGCAAGACCAAGACAUCAAGAGACCUGGCGAACUUCAUACAGUUUGACAACGUGAACAUCUACCAUGGUAUAGAUUAUAAAAACAAGUUCAAGGCACCGACGGACUUCUGCUUUAUCCUCAAGCAUCCACAGCUCCAGAAGGAGUCCCAGUACAUCAAGUACCUCUGCUGCGAUGAUGAGGCGACGAUGGCCCUCUGGGUAACCUCAAUUCGGGUUGCAAAGUACGGAGUGACUCUUUAUAACAACUACAUGACUGCCUUGAAAAGAAGCACUGCCUUGUCUAGCUGCUGGACAAACCGGGUGUCUGGCUCCAAUACGUCAGUGUCAUCCACUGCCCUCAAAACCGCAUCCCAAGGUGAAACUGCUCCAAAGGCCAAUGGCCACACCCCUCGGGCUCCUUCCCAAGCCACACCCCCAAAACCGGCCAUCUCAAAAUUUCCUAAACAGUGUGAAAUCAAGGUUAACAAUGGCGGAUCCUGCCUGCCACCCCCUUCAACCACAGAUGAAAUCCUGCCACCUCCACCACCUGAUCCCUUCCUGCCCCCACCACCACCUGAUCCCUUCUUGCCCCCACCACCACCUGAUCCCACCCUACCCCCACCACCACCAGAACCCACACUGCCUCCCCCACUGCCAUCCCCCACCAAGUCUCACCCUUCUGUCCAGCCACUGAAACUGCCCCCACCUUCAACAGUUGAGGACAGAUGGCUGCCACCUCCUCCAGACGACUUCCUGGAACCACCCCCUGACUUCAUCCCGCCUCCACCUCCAGCACACAUGAAGGCCCCCCGUUCUCCGGGAACGAAUCCUGUCCCGGGACAGAAAAAAGUGGCUCCUCCCCCGCCAAAGAGGACCACACCUGUGGCUACAGCACCUACUGAUGGAGAUAUGAUGUCAGAACUCAUGAAGGCCAUGCAGAAGAAAGCAGGCCAGUGAUGUCUAGACAGAGCAACAGCCACACCGUUGGCUUAAUAACUUAUUGAUAGUGAAAUAAUGAAUAGAAAAUAGUAGAGUUUCUCCAAUCUUGGAGGACUGCAUCAAACAGGGGGAAAAACAAGAAAAAAAAAAAAAAAAAAAAACUGGUAAAGAGCUUGAAGCAGGAAAUGGUGGCGUCAGACACGAUGAAAUGCGUUCACACUUCCCCCAUGAAUCAGAAAUGACAACUUUCAAAUGUAUCGUUUUAACUCAUGUUGGAAUUUAGAAUGGGACUGCUUGUACAUAAUGUAUAAACUAAAAAUUUGAUUAAAAAAUUAAAUAAAAAAAAAAAACUGUCACAAUCAAGAGGCUAUGUGACCAUUUCAGAGUAUUCUUGACCAUGGUAACAUUAUUUCUGUAUUGAUAACCACACGGAGGUCUGCAUUACAAUGCUUUACA
Molecule: messenger RNA, 2398 nt
Organism: Scleropages formosus (Asian bonytongue)
Lineage: Eukaryota; Metazoa; Chordata; Actinopteri; Osteoglossiformes; Osteoglossidae
Product: amyloid beta A4 precursor protein-binding family B member 1-interacting protein-like
Exons: 14
Coding region: 83-1960 (625 amino acids)
Biological process (GO): signal transduction
Cellular component (GO): cytosol; plasma membrane
Source: RefSeq, a predicted model, not a curated record